Messenger RNA from Diaporthe batatas, 1290 nucleotides. RefSeq lists its product as uncharacterized. Gene Ontology annotation, biological process: transmembrane transport. NCBI's taxonomy places the organism in Eukaryota, Fungi, Ascomycota, Sordariomycetes, Diaporthales, Diaporthaceae. The record is from RefSeq and is a predicted model, not a curated record. Gene Ontology annotation, molecular function: transmembrane transporter activity. The coding region runs from base 1 to 1290 and encodes 429 amino acids. The transcript is spliced from 4 exons. Gene Ontology annotation, cellular component: membrane.
AUGUCCACUACCAACGAAGAAGAGACGCCGUUGCUGGGCCCCAGCAACGACGACCACAAGCUGCUCGAGCAGAAGCACCGCCGACGCGUUGUCGCCAUCAGCUUCGCCAUAGUCCUCCUGGGAGACUUUGGAGCCUGCUUCCUGGACGCGCCACAGACCAGCAUCCUUGAGAGCAACAUAUGCCGCCGCUAUUACCAGCAGCACGAUGCCGCCCCAGAUUGCACGGCUGCGCCCGUCCAGGCCGAACUUGCAACAAUCAACCAGUUGCUCAACACAUUCAACCGUCUACCAGGCCUCUUCGCCGCUAUCCCUUUUGGUAUUUUAGCCGACCGCUACGGCCGUCGUCCACUGUUUGUCCUGGUUUUAGUAGGGGCCCUUUUGCAGGAUGCCAUUUCAAAAAUCGUUCUUUGGCGAUCUGAUAUUUUCCCACCGCACUUAAUCUGGUUGUCUUCACUUGCUACAUUCGUGGGCGGAGGCGACGCUGUUGCUAGCUCUUUGAUCUUUCUCGUUAUCGCCGAUGUUGCUUUGCCGGAUCAGCGGGCAAGGCUGUUUUUUAUUCUCACUGCUUGCGAACGCGUUGGGGAGAUUAUAGCCACACCUUUAAGCGCCUUGCUCAUGUCGAUAUGGAACCCGUGGAUACCGUAUCUUCUCUACAGCCUUCUCACCCUGAUCUCUGGCAUGAUACCAAUACUCUUCCUGCCUGAAACGCUCCAAAGAUCGAAGACGUCGCCGCAAACUACGCCAAAUGGAACGACAUCUGCUUGCGAGUCUGAUUCAGGCACGGACGAAAGUCUUCCGACCUCCACGAAGAGGCCGUCGUCGAUAUCGGCGGCGAUAUCGAAAUUCAGACCUCUUCUCAAGCGCAACGUGAUUUCUGUCUUGCUGGCAUUCUUCGUCUCUUCACUUGGACGGCAGUCAAUGCAAUUUCUCUUGCAGUACAUCAGACAAAGAUUUGGUUGGACCUACGAAAAGGCUAGUGUGUUCCUCACACUCCGAGCCGUCAUCGACUUUGCGCUGCUCAUUGUCGGCUUUCCAGCCCUGCACAAGGUCUCCUUCAAAUUCAGCCCAACCCCACAGAGCAAAGAUCUUCUCAUCAGUCGCCUCUCUGUCGCCUUGUUUGCCAUCGGCUCACUAGUCAUUUCCGCAGCCCCUAUUAUGCCUCUGGUAGCACUGGGCAUUGCUGUUUUUGCCUUCGGCUCCGGCUUCUCACCAGCCGCACGGAGCCUUGCUACGAGCUUUCAUAUCAACCGGGAAAACCACCUUUCUGCGCUUGAUGCGAACGCCGGUUGA